GAAGUUGAGGAAGUCGUGUAAUAGAUCGGGGAAUGAAGAGCCCGUGUUUGUUCCAGCGGUGUGACGCUCCAGAGUUCGGGAAGCGUCAAUAAAACCGUCCUGACACUUAACACACACACACACACACACACACACUCACUGGCGCACUCUUAUCAGGACUGUGGCUCAAGACUGGAUCAGGACUCUUCUGCAUUAUGCACUCGGACUGCAGGCUGCUGGGAUGGACGCGUCGGUAAAGGAGGGCAGAGGGACCGGAGGGGCUGCGGUCUUCAUCCUGAUCGUCUUCAUCCUUCUCCUCGGUGCCAGAAGCUCGCGGGCGCAGAAGGGGGACGGCUGUGGACACACAGUGCUGGGUGUGGGCAGUGGGAGUCUGGCGUCUCUGGGGUACCCUCUGUCCUAUCCCUCAAACUCUGUGUGUGAAUGGGAGAUCAGCGUGAACACCACACACACAAUCCUUGUGCGCAUUGCGGAUCUUGACAUAGACACAAACAACUGCCAAGUUUCUUACCUGCGACUCUAUAAUGGCCACGGACUGGGGAGAACGGAAAUUGUGAAGUAUUGUGGAGGGAUAAAAUGGAGAGACGCUGUCAUACAGUCGGAGGGGCAUCAGGUCACAGUGCAGUUCAUGAGUGGACCACACAACAACGGCCGUGGCCUCUUCCUCUCCUACACCAGUAGUCAGCAAACAGAUCUCAUCACCUGUCUGGAAAAAGGAGAGCACUUCAGUGAAGCGGAGUUCAGUAAAUUCUGUCCUGCUGGAUGCCUGACUGAUUUCGGAGAGGUUUCGGGAACCAUACCGCAUGGAUACAGAGAUUCUUCUCCUCUCUGUCUGGCCGGUGUUCAUGCGGGUGUGGUCUCCAACACACUGGGGGGGCAAAUCAGUGUGGUCAGCAGCAAAGGCAUCCCACACUACGAAAGCUCGCUGGCCAACAAUGUGACAUCUGUGCCUGGAAAUCUCUCCCCAAGCCUCUUUACCUUCAAGACUAGUGGUUGCUAUGGCACUUUGGGUUUGGAGUCGGGGGUGGUCAGUGACUCUCAGAUCACAGCCUCCUCAGAAUGGGAAUGGGGCGGUCAUGGGAAGGAGCCCUCUGUCUGGGGCCCCACAGGGGCUCGCCUCAAAACAUCAGGACGUCCGUGGGCUGCAGCCAACAGUGACAUAAAAGAAUGGAUUCAAGUGGACUUAAAGAAGGAGAAAAAAAUAACAGGUAUAACCACCACUGGCUCCACCCUCCAAGAAUAUCAGUUUUACGUUUCGGCCUAUGAGGUGUUAUAUAGCCAUGACGGACAGCAGUGGAAACCCUAUCAAGGUGGAUCAGAUAAAAAUAAGAUUUUCCAAGGCAACACCAACUAUCUCCAGGAAGUGCGGAACAACUUUAUUCCUCCAAUUGAAGCGCGCUUCAUCCGAAUAUGUCCCUUGCAGUGGCACCAAAGGAUCGCCCUUAAAAUGGAGCUGCUGGGCUGCCAACCUUAUGCAGCGUGGCCAGGAACCUUCCAUCCAGCCCCUCCUCCCCCUCGCAGAAAAAGCACAGUGCCCCCACUACAGGAGAGGACGACACACACACCCAACAUCCGAAACACCACCAUGCCUCCACACUCUCACGAUGAGGUGGCGCUGGUGGCAGUGUUGGUUCCUGUAUUGGUGGUGGUUCUGACAACGCUUGUGUUAGUCAUGGUCUGCUCGUGGCUGUGGAAGAACAGGAAAAGCCCAGAGGUGACUUAUGACCUUCCACACUGGGAGCGCACAGUGUGGUGGAAGAGUAUGAAACAGUUGCUGCCCUCAAAGUUGGAUGGAGAAGACUGUGUUCGUUACAGUUCCACAGCAAGAGUAGACCACCAGAGACCCCAGGUGGAGCUUGCAGAAUACGCCCAACCACUUGUCACUGGUACAAUGGCCUCUCUUGGACAAAGGUCAACGUUUAAGCCCGAAGAAGCUGAUCCCCCUGAGUAUGAUGCUCCUAUCCCCCCUGAACAUUACCAUGCUUACGCUGAGCCCCUUCCUGCGUCUGGCACUGAAUAUGCCAUGCCAAUCAUGAUUGACAGGGCUAACCACCUAUCAGGAGGCACUCUACCAUUCAGGGGGCGUGGUUUAGUGGCUCGGACAGACAGCAGCCAAUCGGCAAGCUCAGCCUAUGACACACCCAAGAGCACAUCUGAUCAAGCCACACUCACAGAUGGACAGUUGUACCAAGUGCCACAGAAUACCCACAAUGCACCAUGUCAGAAAAAAGACUGACCAAUCGCAGAAGAGCAGACCCUUUUGGAAGCCCACGGCUGAACACUACCUUUCCAAGAAAUCAGCAGAUCAGAUCAGCAUUUGCCGUCUCAAAUUGUACGCCGCGCAAGUCCUAUCACUGAAAUAACACACAGGAAUGUCAGGAGAGAGAGACAAGCAGCGAUCUCGUUACACUACUGUGUUUUGUGUGUUCAUACGUCUUAAUGUGUGUGUACGAGUGCAUAUACGUGACUGUGCUCUGCUAUCAAACUGUGAGUCCUUAGAUAUCUGUGCAUUUUUCUGAGAGCGGAGAUGUAUUCGACUCGAUCGCUCGUUGUAAGGCACAUUUUUCCCUUUAGGCAAAGAUAGUUUAAACAAAACCGCCCUCACGCAGAAUAGCAAAUGAUCGCAUUUCAAAUGAAUAGACACUCUCAUAACACUGUGAUUCACUGUCAUUUUGCACUGUUGUAUUGUAUUCUGCUGUUACAUAGGUGCCUUCUUUGUGACAAAGCAACACAAGCCUUUGCUGGUUUCUCUAGUUCUGCUCCAAAACCUGAUGAGUUAACUUGCUAUCUAAACUGCCUACAUAGACUCCUGCCUUAGCUUUGCAGCAUACUAACUUAUAGGGGUGCACAUCUGACUGGUUUUAUUAGCCAAAUUAGCCAACAUUAGCCAGAUACAAUAUUUUCGAUCUGGUUACAGUUUAAUAGAUUCAGGUAGCUGUGGAUGAUCUAUCAAGAGAAUGAUAUUAUGUGCCAGUUUUAUUUUUUUUAUUUAACUCACAAAUGCAGCCAAAAUAUAAUAAUUGAAAUGGCAAAUUCUGUAAUAAAGUCACACCGGAAAUCAUCAGUCAUCUGAUGACAGUUCAUCAUUGGCUUGUGAAAUUAUAUAAACCCUGAAAACUGUCAAGAAAGUCUUUCAGUCUUCUGUGUAAAUCUAGUGUUCAAAAUUCUAGAUUAGGUACUCAGUUGUUGAAACAAUGGAAAAAAAGUCAAAAAUACAGUUUUAUAACAGUCAAAACAAGUUUUCUAGUAUAUCUUAUAGAUAUAUACAAAUAUUUUUUUUUCUGUGUUGCAUCAAUGCACCAUAUCAUUAGUCACUGACUUAAAGCUUGAAUACACUUUUUUCUAAAUUUUUGCCCUAAUUUACAGUCUUGACAAAUCUGUGCUAGUUGCUGAAAGUCAGUCAGUCUGCAGAUUUAAGGUGACUGAUUUCACUUAAAAUCAUAGUUUACAAUGACCAUAGACUGGCAGGGAUGCCCAGUUUUUCCUCUGUAACCAAGUUAGCAAAUGUAUGAUGCCUAGUGUUUAAAAAUCUGUUUAGAUUUGAAAAGUCUUGUAGUCGUACCCAGCUAGCAUGUUACUAGAUAAUGUUUAGCAUGUUGCUAAGCUAACACCUAAGCACAAAAAUCUAUUUUACACAAAUACUGGGCAAAACAGUCAGUUUUUUAAUGUAUAUUUAACAUAACAUUAUUGAAUGAAUGGGUUAUUUAUUAUCAUCAAAGUAUUUCUCUCCUCUUGGAUGAUUUUUUCACUAAACUCAUUGCAAUGCAGUCUGCUUUUUGGGGGAGAUCAUUUGAUGCCUUAAAAUGCUGUCUUGCUAGGUAGCUCACAAGGUUUUGGAACAGAUGAUGGUUGUGUGCAUUGUUCAGUUAAGUCUCAAUAAAUUUAAGUAGGACAGACUGACAGACAUUUAUUAAGUGCAGGAACUAGCAAGGCCUUUCUUACAAAUAACGUUACAACAAUGGUGCUGGUGCUGCAUUUUCAAUUUCCAUGGAAAAGUCAUCCGUGCAUGACUGCACAUAGACGUUCAUGCCAAAUAUAUUAUUAGUCAUGCGCGUCAAAACCUGUGCCACGCAAAAAUCCAUUUUAUUUUUCCUGCUGAUGUGUCUUAAUACUAAUAUUAAUACUCCCAAACCACUAACAGGUCGAGUUUAAGCUACCAAGCAUGCACUGCUCACAUAGUUGCACUGUCCUAAUGGAUACUUUACCAAAUGUGACCCUUUAGUGGUCAAAGGUUAAAGAGCAAAACAGGAUGCCGACAUUCUUGCCUAUAACAGGAUUCACUCUGUGCCAAGUCUUUUCUUUAUUAUUAUUGUUGACUUGAAGACCAAAUAACCUGAUGGAUAAUCAAUCCUAUUAUCCAUUUGAUUUAAUGUUAUCAGACCAAACAUUGCCUCACGCUAUGGAUUUUGGAUACCAGGAUGUUGCAUGUUCAAAGUUAAAAUAGUACACUGUUAUGUUUGUCAUUUACAAUAACAUUAUAAGACGUAUUUCGGUACUUGCAUUAGUUUACUGGCUUAAAGCAAAGAAAUGUCCACAGUGGCGGUGCUAUGGACAUGCCUGUAUGUUUCAGUGUCUUUGUGUGCUUUAAAGUGUACCAGAUUCAGUCGUGUAUGUUUAUAUCUGCUUGUAGUUCUUGAAAUCUGUUCUAUCUAAUGUGUUUCUGUGCACUGUAUCCACAAGCCUGUGUGUGUGUGUUCAUGUGUGUCUGCUGAUCACUGUGCAUCUGUCUCUAAAUGAUGAUUGGUACUGUAGAUUGAUUAUAAAGAAAAACAAUUUAAAAAUGUUAAACUGAAGUUUUAUUAAAAAUAAAAUGUGAUUUAAAAAAA
Messenger RNA from Carassius gibelio (silver crucian carp), 4823 nucleotides. It is a transcript of the gene dcbld2, whose product is annotated as discoidin, CUB and LCCL domain containing 2. The record is from RefSeq and is a predicted model, not a curated record. The transcript has 15 exons. Bases 221 to 2233 code for a protein of 670 amino acids. Lineage: Eukaryota; Metazoa; Chordata; Actinopteri; Cypriniformes; Cyprinidae.